AUGAAAAAUAGUAAAAAUAGUAUUACAGCAAAGUGUGUUGCAAUGUGUGUUAAAGAUAUGAGAGCUUUUAAUGCCGUUUCCAGUGAAGGUUUCAGAGAACUAGGCCAAGAAUUAAUGCAUCUAGGUGCGCAUUACGGAGAAGUUAACGUGGCAGAUGUCAUGCCACAUCCCUCUACUAUAAGCAAACAUGUCAAAGAACAAGCUGAUGCAAUACGAAACAGCAUAAUGCCUUCUGUUAUUAACAAAACAUAUUGGUGUCUUGUGAACAAUGUUUUAUUUGCAACAAAAUUCCAUGACGUUAAGAAGACGGGAAUAAAUAUUAUGAAAGAAAUUGAAGAGAGGGUGGCUGAUUGGAACAUUACGCGGGACAUGUUGCAUAGUUUUGUUUUUGUCUCCGACCGGGAUGCCAAUGUAAUACAGGCUUUGGAAAAUCACGAAAGGAUUCCUUGUGCUGCUCAUUGUAUAAGCACAGCACUUAGCCAUACUGUCGGUGAAGGCAACUUCUUCUUAAAUACUGCAAAAUACAUUGUAAGAUACAUUACGAAAAGCGGCUUCUGCUCGUCUUUGAAAUCAUCGUUGAAACAAGAGGUCUGCACGCGCUGGAACAGCUUGUACACUAUGCUGGAAUCCUUACACAUUCAUUAUAACAAAGUUGCUGCUUUGCUGACGGAAAAGGACUCCGCUUACAGAUUGAAAGGAUAUGAUAAUGAGCUGCAUUUUCUGAGACCAUUUAAAGAGGACACAGAUGAAUUAGAAGGCGAAAAAGAACCGACAUUCCAGAGGACAGAGCACCUGACUGUAAAGUAUUCAGAAUGUAAUUUUGCAAGGAAUACAAUAUGUUUUUCUCACGGACUUUUACGUAAAAAAGCAGUUUCUUGA
Schistocerca americana (American grasshopper) is the source of this 879-nucleotide messenger RNA. RefSeq lists its product as uncharacterized. The transcript is spliced from 5 exons. NCBI's taxonomy places the organism in Eukaryota, Metazoa, Arthropoda, Insecta, Orthoptera, Acrididae. Gene Ontology annotation, biological process: regulation of transcription by RNA polymerase II. The record is from RefSeq and is a predicted model, not a curated record. Gene Ontology annotation, cellular component: nucleus. The coding region runs from base 1 to 879 and encodes 292 amino acids.